This is a messenger RNA of Balearica regulorum gibbericeps (East African grey crowned-crane), 1797 nucleotides long. RefSeq names its product interleukin 10 receptor subunit alpha (gene IL10RA). Gene Ontology annotation, biological process: cytokine-mediated signaling pathway. Lineage: Eukaryota; Metazoa; Chordata; Aves; Gruiformes; Gruidae. Gene Ontology annotation, cellular component: plasma membrane. The record is from RefSeq and is a predicted model, not a curated record. Gene Ontology annotation, molecular function: cytokine receptor activity; protein binding.
AUGGCCCUCUCCACCACAGCCCUGGCACUGUGCAUGAUCCUGCUUCUCGCCCUGCAGACGGACGGUGAGAAGCUGGCAAGGCCCACACAGGUGCGCUUUGCUGCAAAGAUAGCGCAUCACCUACUGCAGUGGGAGCCAGGACAAAACCCCCCCCGUGAUGUUCGCUAUGAAGUGGAGCACAAAGUCUACGGCAUGAAUUUCUCCUGGAUGGCUAUCCCAAACUGUAUGAAGAUCUCUGAGCACUCCUGCGACCUCACGUACUACACCUUGGAUCCCGCUCGGCGCUACUACGCACGGGUCAGGGCCGUGUCCGGAAACCGCACGUCCCCGUGGACAAGGACCAAUUCUUUCUCCCCACAAGAAGCCAGCCUGCGCCUGUCGGGCCAGAGCCUCUCUGUGAUGGGCAACACCAUCCACGUGCAGCUGCAGCUGCUCCUCAGGGCGGGGAACCUCACCGUGAGAUACGACAACAUACAGAAGCAUGCAAGACUAUACCGGGUGCACAUCAGGAGGGCACAGAACAAUCAGACGUAUGAAGUGGUGAAGACUACCCCAGAGUUCAACAUCAGCAACCUCUUCUGGGACACGGAGUACUGCAUCAGCGUGGAGCCUGACGUGGCCAGCCGGCACACCCGCGCCAUGCACACCGAUGAGCAGUGCGUCACCAUUGGCGAGAGAGACAGGAGCUCAGAGCUCAUCCUGAGCAUCAUCAGCUCCUCCUUCAUCACCCUGCUGCUCUUGAGCCUCCUGGGAGCCCUGCUGGUGUGCAUCUACGUAAAGAAACCCAUGAGGCCGCCGUCCGUCCUGAAGUCUUUCAUAAAGCAGAGCUCGCUCUGGGUGGAGCAGGAGUCCUCAUCCUCGGGAAGCCUGGAUGCAGACCCCAUCCAGCAACUGUUCCUGGGCCAGAAGGAGCCCCAGCAGGACAGUGGCCCUGACGGCAGCACCGGCACAGCCCAGCUGCCCCUGGAGAAGGGCUGGAAGCUCCCAGCAUGGUCCGAGGACCAGGUGUGCCUGCUGGAGCCAGGGGCCAUGGGGAGUGGAGACAGCAGCUGCACCAGCACCGACAGCGGCAUUUGCCUGCAGACCUCCUCCUCUGAACUGAGCUGCUCCUCGGGCCCCGAGCCCCAGGGCUACAAGCAACAGCUGCCCACAGGCGAUGACAGCGGCAUGGGCUUGGAGAGCGCCUGCCCCCCCUCCACGUGCUCCUCCAGCAGUGGGAGCACCAGCCCCGCAGAGGCCAGGCGGCCGCACAGAGGUGAACUCAGCCUCUCCCCCGCCGCCAGCCAGGACGGCCAACAAGACGUGGAGUUCCGUGGGUACCUGCAGCAGUCCAAGGGCACCGUGGAGCCAAGGCAGGACCCAGACAGGGGGAUGCCCUUCUCUGGCUGCACAGGAUCCCUACAAGAUACGGGCAGCACUGACAUCACGCUGGAUGUAGAGUGCUCUGAAUUGGCUGUGGCCAAAGGAUAUUUGAAGCAGUCCUCUCCUGAGCAUCCCCACAGCCACGCACAGGACCUCGUUCCACGGGGAGCCCCUCAGGAGCCCACUGCCUGGGACUUUUCCAGACAGCUGGGGCCCCGAGCCCCCAUUCAGCUGAGCUAUGGGGCUCCAGGAUCUCCCUUGGCCUCCAAAGCCAGCUGUGAGCUCCUGAAAGCUCCCUUUGACCUGAGCAUCUUCAACACUGACCUCCUGGGGACACUGCCCAUCACCUCCAGCCUCAGCAGCAAUGAGUGGCUCACGCUGCAAAUCAACCCCCUGAGCCUGCUCAACGGGGACAGCAAGGACAGCCGCCUGUGA